AUGACCGGUGAAUUACAAAAUUUGAGGACAAGGGGAAAGGAGGAUAUAGUUCACGGUCAACGAAUAUUAGUUGAGAACAAUUCCCAAGUAGAAAACGGAAAAGUUAUCAAAAAUGGCCGCUUUGGUCCUAAAAAUGGUGAUGAGGGGGGCCACGGAGCCAAGCACGAAGAGUUUUUGCGAAGGAUAGUAUUAAUGAUGCGUGAAAUCCCCGAAUAUGCCGAAUUUAAAAGUUGGUGA
Ambispora gerdemannii is the source of this 237-nucleotide messenger RNA. NCBI's taxonomy places the organism in Eukaryota, Fungi, Glomeromycota, Glomeromycetes, Archaeosporales, Ambisporaceae. The record is from the annotation of a GenBank genome assembly.